AAUGUUCUGGGUGGCAUUUUAAAAUGGUGUCUCCAUUUUGCUAAGUACUCAACCUUUCAAAAGAUAUAAUGGAAGAUUUAAAAUUAAUAUUCAAAUAUUUCUAUUUGCACAAUAACAAUGUAGUAGGGUAGGAGUCAGAAGCCCCAAGGUCUGAGUCUGGGUUCUGACACAAUGCGUGACUAUAAGAAAGUCUUUUAACCUGUAUGAACCUUGACUUUCCCAUGAGUAAAAUAAGGACAGUUUUACCAGGCCUGAUGGCCUUAAAGAAAGGGUUGUGGUGCGGAUCAAGUGGGAUAAUGGAUAUGAGAGUGUUUUGCUUUUUUUCUUUAUAGCUAUAAAAUGUUUAAUUUACAUGCAACAAAUAUCAUAUAUCAAGGUAAUGAAAUAUACAAGUUUUGGCAUUAAUUCAACAUUCGUAAUAUUUUUUCCUGAACAAUGAACAUUGCCACUUAGAACUGAGGCUUAAAGCCCUACAAUCAACUUUCUCAUGUAUAGAUAUCUAUAAAUUCUAUUACUAUUAUGAAAUGAUCCAUGUAGAAAGCUGAAAUUCCAAGAGCUCCAAGAAAGGGAACACAAGAGAAGUAAAAAAAUUGUAAAUGUGUCUUUUAUAUGGUGGGCUGAGAAAAAUGUUUACUUCUGCAUAGUCAAAUGUAAGAAUGCACUAGGUAGGGGGCAGCUGGCUAUCUCAGUGGACUGAGAGCCAGGCUCAGAGAUGGGAGGUCCUGGAUUCAAAUGUGACCUCCAACCCUUCCCAGCUGUGUGACCCUGGGCAAAUCACUUGACCCUCAUUGCCUAGCCCUUACUGCUCUUCUGCUUUGGAACCAAGACAGUGUUGAUUCCAAGAUGGAAGGUAAGGGUUUAAAAAAAAAAGGGGAUGUACUAGGUAUUGUCCGUAUCUGUUAAAGAAAAUAGGAACACCUUAGGAUUCCUUCUUUUUCUUGUAUAUGAAAAAUAUAUGCAAAUUAGUUAUUUAAUAAAAAACUUUGAACUCUAGAGAACUACACAAAUUCAGUGAGUUUGUGUGAUUUUGGGAGACCUGUGAUCACAUCGCUUUAAGGAACUCCUGGUGAGGAAAUUCUCUCUGCAAAUUACAGAUUGCAACUCUCCUAACUUAGUCAUAGAAUUCCCUUGGGUCCUGAAAAGUUAAAUGAUUUGUUUGUGAUCUCACAGUGUGUAUCUAGGGCGGAACUUAAACCAGGUCAUCUUGAUGCCAAGGCCACACAAAUUAUACGGUAUCACUGUUAUUAUUAUUAAGCCCUAUCCCUCCACCAGGAAAUCUACCAUCGCUAAAAUGUCCUGAAAGAAUGUCCUGAGGCCCACAAAAACGGGCCAGCCAAAGCAGCCAUGAAAGACAGCAUUCACAGGGUCAUCACAGCAGCCUGAGGCCACAGAAGUUCGUUCCCAUCUCCAGCAUGACAGAAGCAGCAGGUGGAGGUUAAAAGGACUGGAGAUCUGCCACACAGUGCCGGCCAGUCACUUCUUGGCUGUGGGUCAGGAAGGAUGAUGUUCCAAACAGGAAUCUGGCUUUGGCUCUGCAUGGGACAGACUUUUCUAAGAGGAGGGCGAAGCAGCCAGAAGCAGACUAGGAAAAGCGACUGCUACCAACUGAACAGAUUUCACUGCUCAUUUCGAAGAGCGCAGCGCUAUUGCCAUGGACAGGGGGCGCAGCUGAUAUCCUCCUGGAGCCAGGACAUUCAAGAUCAUCUCAAAGAUUACCUGGAAGAAGGAAAGAAGUGGUGGAUUGAGCCCAAUUCACAUCCACUGAUAAAGCAGAAGGGAAAAGAUAACCCAGUAGCCUCUGCCAAGCUCUUCACAAGAUCUGGGCUUUCCCCUUCUACCAGCUGCACAUAUGUGAUCAGAAAUCUGGAUAAAGUUUCAUCCAAAGUGGACCUCUGUUCAAAAGAACAUUUUUUCAUUUGUCAGGGUGAUGUCUUUCGGGACCACCCACAUGCCAACUAUGAAAGUCAUGGAAGGAAUACUCAUGUUAACCCAAGGACUAAGAAAAAAAAAAGGGAAAUCUCUACAAUGAGAAGUGAGAUUGUCUCAGAUCAUCAUCUUUCAUCCAGAUGUCACCAUUUCACUGACAUUUAUCAAUCAAAAACCCUGUGCCAAGAAAUGUCCAACAAUGCCCUGGUUUCAUCAGUAAUGCCCCCAAACACAACAUUCCCACCUGAAAAGCCUGUGUCCGCCAUAUCUGCGGUCCCUGAAGAACCACCAGACGUGGAUGUCCUGACCAUGAAUCUCCAGGAAUCUUUUCACAAUGCAUCUUAUCAGAUCAUAACAGGAGACUUUAAUAAAUCAGUUCAUGGCUCGCCAUUUGUCCAGAAACUGCAGAGAGCUUGUGAGAUCCUCCAGAUGCUGACACAGUUUGCCUCACGGUUCUCUUCACAGUUUUCCAUGACAGCCCAGGCAAAUUCCAGCCUUCCCCUUCUUUACCUGAGUGAGCAGUUGCUGAUGGGCCACUCUUGGAAUAGGAAUUCUUCCAGUCUGAAAGCUCCAAUAGCCCUUUGCCUCAACUAUAAGAUUGAAGGUUUUGGAAACAGUGAGUUUCAGGCCCCAUUUCCCAUGCAGAUGGAAGACAUGUUAGAGACAUCUUUGAUAGCCCUGGGGAAGAUCCAGGAGUCUUUCCUUCAGGACAGCCAACCUUCAGAGUCUUCACUGAUAGUGACCUCUUCUUUUGCCACUAUGAUGCUAAGAAGUCAAAAUAUAUCAACUUUGUCUUUGAGCUCUUACACUAUUCAGUACCCAGCUCCUGUGCAUUUAAGUUUCCCAUCAGCCUCUGCUUUGGACAAUCUCCUCAAUAAACACCAAAGUGUCAACAUUCAUGUUACUGGGCUGGCUUUUAAUCCCUUCAAGAAUUUUGAUAAACGGGAUAUUGUUGGAAGCAUUGCAAACGUCCUACUCACUGCUAAUCAUAAAUCUCUCCAAGUUCAGGAUCUCUUGGAAGAAGCAGAGAUCAUGCUUUGGAGAGACAGCAGCAUAGAAACCUAUCCUACCAGCUUCAACAUGAGUACAAACUGCUUUGUGAUCACAGUAAACAUCACUUCCCUAGAGGAAUCUCUGGUAGUCUCGGUAGAGCCUGAAAAUCCUCUUUCCAUCACACUCUACCUUGGCUUCCAGUAUCAACCCAAUAUUACUCAUUUUUAUUUGAACACCACCCUCCCAAAGGACCAGCUGCAGGAGAAAGAUGAGCUGUACACAUGGGUGCUUUCUCCAGAAAGCCUGCAACAUGGGACAGGCACCUACUAUAUAACAGCUGUGGUGAAUAAAAGCGAGACGGACCCAAAGGCGCCAUUCCUGGGAUUCUCAGUCACCACGGCGACCACUCAGUGUUACUCCUGGGACCCCCACAAUAAGACAUGGAUGAGUGAAGGCUGCCAAGCGGGGCCUCAGAGCAGCCUGACCAAGACCCAGUGCUUCUGCAACCUGCUGGCGACCAUCGGCAGUUCCUGGAGAUCCCUGCCCAGGACGGUGAAUGUCCAAGACACCGUCAAGCUCUUCAGUAGGGUGACCCACAAUCCUAUUGGGGUGUCCUUGCUGGCCGUCCUUUUGGGAUUUUAUAUCCUUCUCGCUGCGUGGGCCUGGAGAAAGGAUAGAGAGGACAGGAAGAAGAUGAAAGUCACCAUCCUGGCAGACAAUUAUCCCAACUCUCAAUCUCAUUACCUCAUUCAAGUCUUUACUGGGUAUCGUAGAAGGGCAGCUACAACAGCCAAGGUUGUUCUCAUCCUUUAUGGGUCAGAGGGACGGAGUGAUCCUCACCACCUGAGUGACCCCCAGAAAGUUGUCUUUGAACGAGGGGCACAAGAUGUCUUCCUUCUCACCACCAGAAUCCCACUAGGGGAGUUGCAUAGCAUCCGACUCUGGCAUGACAAUUCUGGCACCAGCCCAUCCUGGUAUGUAAACCAAGUAAUUGUCAGUGAUUUGGUCACAAGGAAGAAGUGGUAUUUCUUAUGCAACUGUUGGCUGGCCGUUGACCUGGGUGAAUGCCAAAAGGACCAGGUUUUCACAUCAAUCUCAAAGAAAGAACUCUUUUCCUUUAGAAAUUUAUAUUCCUCCAUGAUUGUAGAAAAAUUCACACAAGAUCACCUGUGGUUGUCAAUGGUGACCCUCAGCCCCUGGAACCAGGUCACAAGGGUCCAAAGACUUUCUUGUUGCAUGACCCUUCUAAUUUGUAACAUGGUUAUCAACAUCAUGUUUUGGAAACUGAGGAGCACCAAGGAGGACAGGACGGGACAGGAUAGGGUUGGACCUUUUGCUGUGACCUUGUCUGAAUUGUUCAUCAGCAUCCAAACUGCUUCCAUCCUCUUCCCUAUCAAUCUUAUCAUUGGGAGAAUCUUCCCACUGAUUCUGCCACAGGAGAAACUUCCACUUCAUCUCUUUCCCCCUGAGGCCUCUUUCACCUCAGACACAUCUUUGGGGUCUGUAACUACUCAAAAAAUAAUUGAGGAGUUAAAGGAAACAGUGGGAUUUUUGCACAUGAAAAAUGCAUGCUUGCCUACAGAGUGGGAAGGCUCCAGCUGGAGUUCUGACAGUGUUACAGAACUCAUCAAAGUGUUGUCAAGCCUCAUUCGUUGUCAUCUAGAAAGGCGAGGAGGUCAAUGGCAGCAGACAGGGUCCUCUCUUGAAAAUGAAGUUCCAGAAAACCUCCGCAAUUUAAAUCAUUACCUGCUUAAAGUUCUGGAGAGACUGCAAUUUCUGUGCAGUACACUUGUGGCAAGCCCAACCAGAAAGGCCCCUGACGUCCUAUAUUCUGUGAGCCAGCUGGAAAGACUCAGGGAGCUGGUAGAAACUCAGAUUCUUUCCAUGGCACAGGGCUCAUCCAGUGAUAUCACAAGUUUCCCUAUGCUGGACUCAGAGGAAGAAAAGCCUGCCUUCAUGAACUCCCUCCCCAAAUGGUCCAUUUAUAUCUGUUGGCUUCUUCUGGGUGUUACAAGCCUAGUUUCUGCCUUUUUCACAGCCCUUUAUAGCCUAGAUUUGAACAGAGAUCAAGCGACCAGCUGGGUCAUUUCAAUGGUACUCUCAAUCCUGCAAAAUAUCUUCAUAAUUCAGCCAGUGAAAUAUCUGAACCUGGAUGCUAGUCCUAAUUCUACUACUAAACAGCAACUUCUACAAGUUAUCACAAGCUGUCUACUUUCCUUCCAAUAUUGCAAGCUGUUCUAUCAAUCAUGCUCAAGAGUUGUUCAUAAGGUGAUGAUACUCACACUGUUCUUAUCACUGUUGAUGACAAGGUUAUCAUGGCACAACAAAGAAAAGGACCAACAGAUGAGAAAGAUCUUGGCUCUCCUAGCAAGAUGUCCCUCUUUGUCACCACCUGGUUUAAGAGAUGAGAACAACCCUAUCUACAGGGCCCCUGCCAUAAACUGCUCAGUUAAAGCUCCAGAAAGAACCAGGAAAGAGAAACAACUGUUCCGAAUGACAAGAGACAUUUGUGUACAAAUCCUCUUCCUUGUGGUGCUGAUGAUUUCCACUUAUUCCGAGAGGAAUUACAAUAGUUUUUACUUCAAUCAAGCCAUCCGGAAGAGAAUUAAUAAGCAUUUUGAAGAGAUCAAGCUUAUUAAGCACUUCUAUCGAUGGACUAACAACACCCUCAUUCCUAACCUGUAUGGGGAUUACAGAGGUUUUAUUGCUGAUGGAAAUUCCUUCCUUGUAAGCGACAUCCAAAUUCGCCAGAUCCGCAUUCCUGAUAUUGUGCUCUUUCCAAAUAAAAUUUCUCCUAGCAAACAAAUGAAGUCCUAUUAUCAACAUCAUGAGGAAGAUCAAAAGAAUUAUGGAGUUAACUGGGCCCCUCUUGAUCUAAAUAGCACAAAAGACAGCAUUUGGUGUUAUCAAAGUGAGGAAGCCUUAGAUGGAUAUCCUAUUGAAGGACAGUUUGCUAUCUACUCAGGAGGAGGCUAUGUUGUUGCCCUUGGGAACAGCUCUGAGGAUGCUAAGAGAACUCUUCAACACCUGAAGCAGAGCCACUGGCUAGAUAAACAUACUAGAACUCUCUUUGUGGCAUUUGUUGUCUAUAAUGCUAAUGUGAACCUCUUCUGUGUGGUGACCCUGAUCCUGGAGUCCAAUGGUGUGGGAGCUUUCUUCAGUUCUAUCAAAGUAAACAGUUUACAGAUCACUCAGACCCAGAAAAGUUUCAUCUGCUUCAGUUCCUUAAGCAUUAUCUACUUUCUGCUUCUCUUUUAUUAUACCUUUGUACAGGGUAAUCGGCUAAAACAACAAGGGUGGAAAUACUUCACCAAGAAAAGCAAUGCCCUGGACACAUGUAUAAUCUUCAUAAGCUUCAUAAUGAUGGCACUCCAACUGAAGCGUGUUUUCUUGCAUAAAAGAUAUAUGCAGCAAUAUCGUCAUAAAAAAAGAUUUACCAACCUCCAUGAAAUUGUGCAAGUGACCGCGGCUCUCACUUACCUCAUUGGCUUCCUGGUCUUGCUGACAACCAUUCGGCUCUGGAGCCUGUUGCGACUCAACCCCAGACUCCAUAUUAUCAGCACAACAUUGAAGAGAGCUUGGGAUGAAGUGGUUGGCUUCUUGCUGAUUAUUCUGAUCCUGUUAACAGGCUACUCCAUUGCUUUUUCUCACCUAUAAAAUGGAGAAAAUUAUAUCUAUGGUGCAAAGAUGCUAAAGACCAAAGGUAAUGGAGAUGAAAGUACUUUACAAAGGUUUAUGGGCUAUGGAAGGCAAGAGGUUCAUGGGAUCAAAAUGUAGGAUCCAGAGCUGAAAGAAAAAUCAGGAAUCUGGUCCAAACCCACCACAUUUUUUUUGAUGAGGAAACCAAAUCUCAGAGAGUUUAAGGUAUUUGCCCCAAUUUACACUAAUCUCCCUACACUGGAGGUAGAUUUGAACCUAGGGCCUCCAACUCCGGGAUAAUUGACCCUAUAGAUACAUUUUAAAUAGCCUCAAAUAACAAGGCACUUCUCUUCCAUGAGUUUUGUUUUGGUCUCCUUGAGUGGAUGAAGUACAGAAUAAUGGAGAAAAGAUGAGUCUAGGAGUCAAGAGGGCCUGGGAUUUUAAGGGGCCCUGACUCCUAGCUGAGAUGAUAGAGAGGGUAUAUACACUGAUAGGCCUGGAGUCAAGAAGACCCAAGUUCAACACUUACUAUAUCCUAUUUGUAAAGUUCUUAGAACAGUGCCUGGCACUAUAAAGAUGUACACUACUAUUAUUAUUAAAGCUUGGACACUUCA
Molecule: messenger RNA, 7172 nt
Organism: Monodelphis domestica (gray short-tailed opossum)
Lineage: Eukaryota; Metazoa; Chordata; Mammalia; Didelphimorphia; Didelphidae
Source: RefSeq, a predicted model, not a curated record